Messenger RNA from Diversispora eburnea, 1314 nucleotides. The record is from the annotation of a GenBank genome assembly. NCBI's taxonomy places the organism in Eukaryota, Fungi, Glomeromycota, Glomeromycetes, Diversisporales, Diversisporaceae.
AUGGCAAAUAAAAUUUCCACAGAAUUAUUGAUUACGAUUUUAAAUAAUGUUCAAUCAACUCAAGACUUAUUUUCAUCAUUAUUAGUUAAUCGAAUCUGGUGUAAAGUUACUAUACCUAUACUUUGGGAAUUACCUUUGGGCCAAGAAUAUCGCAUAGAAACAGAUAUAGAUUAUGAGAAGUUGAAGAAGAAAGCAUUAUGUAUUCGAACAUAUAUAUCAUUACACAGAAGAUUUUAUAUGAGUUGUUUUAAUUUUAAUGAUUCAAUUGGUUCAAUUCUCAAGUUACCUGGUGCUUCGAAAGUAUUUAAGGAAUUAGAAAGUUUUACUUCGAUAAUAAUAAAAAGGGAUAAACCAUUAUAUGAAUCAUUAGCAUUAAUUUGUAAUAAUAUUUUAAAUAUGGAGUUAUUUUUUCAUUGUAUUCCUAGAAUGGAACCAUUAACGAAACUUCUUAGCGUUCAAAAACGGUUAGAAAAUCUAUCAAUUACUGAUAAUAAUUUGGUAAAACAACUUGAUAUUAAUUCAAUAUUUUGGGCUAUCAUUAGUCUAAAAGAAACAUUAAAGAGUCUUCGAUUAAUUUCAGUAAAUUUUUAUAGCUUCAAGAGGGAAUUAUCACCAAUUGGACAGUUUACUUCACUUCAAAAGCUUUAUGUUGAAAAUGGCAACGGAUUUCUUGAAUCAGAAUGUUUAUUCUUAGCUUCAUCAUUUACUCAAUUAAAUAGUUUUCAUUAUACUCAUUCAGUUUAUGUAAAAGAUACAUAUCCUCAAGAAUUUAUUAUACAAAUUCUCGAAACAGCCAAUACAAAUUUAAAAAAUAUUUGUCUAGAAUUAAAUUCCACAAUUACAUUUGAUAUAUUUUCGGCAAUUUUAAAUUAUUGUACAAGGAUUACAGAAUUAACUUUAUAUAAUUUAAGUCCUGAACAAAUCAUGGCAAUUUUUAAUAAUAAUUUUAAUGAAUUAAGAAGUUUUUCAUUUGAUUGCGGACGAGGAUUCGAUUCUAAUGAAUUAUUAUGUCAAAUGGCCGAAAAUGUACCAGAAUCACUUGAAACUAUUGAAAUUAGAAUGGAUUGUGAAUAUUCAUGGAUAUUUGGUGCUGAGAGUUUAAGAAAAUUUUUUGAAGGGUGGGGUUGUUGUAAAGGAGGUGGAAAUAAAAAAUUUAGGAGAUUAUGUAUAAGACUAAUACGAUCACCACUAUUUAGAAGACCAUCUAAAAGAUUUUUACCACUUACAUUGAAAACAAUGGGUGAUGAACAUUUUAAAGUUAUUGAAGAAUAUGGAAUUCAAUUUGAUAUGACUGAAUAUUCCAAAUUUUAUUAA